CGCGCAGGGUAGGGGAAGUACAUGUACAAUCAUGUGUAUUGGAAUUACUACUGUAUUUAAUGGUGGUUUAGCGUGUGCGCUAAGCCCUGUUAACGAACGUGGAACAUCUACCACUCAUACUUAGUCUGAUGAUCAUGCAUCUGAUUAUGAUGUCAUUGCUAUACAUGCGCAUGCGCAGCGCGCGCCACUCUCCCACGCAUGCAUUCCAAAUCUUGCUUUAGAGAGAGAGAAGGAGAAAAGAGAGACUCCUUUGUCACUUUUGCUUUCUGACGACUUGACUGUUCACUGGUUUGUCCGUCAGUGUCAAUUUCCUACAUUUUUCAACGGACAUGCCAAGAACACGGAGCACCUCACGGGGUGCAAGCGCUGCUGGCACUGACGCUGACGGUCCCCCAGCUCUAUACCCGUAUCCGCAGCGGGCUGUGAAUUCUGCGAAUUCUCAAGUCCAUCGGAGAGCGAGGUCCCGUGUGAUCCAUGCUCAUGGGCACAUUUCAGCCAAUGCGGACCAGGUGACUUCUCCUGCGCCGUCACAACCAGCUCCUCUCACCCUGAGCGACCUGACUGGUGUUAUCCAGCCCCUCCUGGAGCGCGUGGAGCGCUUGGAAUCCAACGUCGUCGCCCCUACCACCUCGCCCAUUGCCGCACCAGCACCAGCACCAGCAUCAGCUCCUCUCCCGCUGGGGCAGCCUUCCCCGAUGCACUUGGCUUGCGCAGCCGGCUCUCCAGGACUCCCCGUCAUCCCUCCACGGCUACGGGAACGUAUCACACGAGGUGAGUUUGUCGAAUUUGGGGACUUGUUGCCUGAAGCCAUGUCCGUUGAGCUGGUGCAGAGCUCGUCCACUCCCCAGCCCUCCAAGCGCCGAGUCCAUGACUUGGCGACGUGGUUAGAGGCCUUCACCUUGUUCACCAGAGUCCUGGUCGAUGCGUCGCCGGACCAAGCUCCAGAUUUGCUGGCGUACCAAGCCAACAUCAUCGAGGCCAACAACAAUUAUCUGACCGACGCGUGGCUGACCUAUGACCGUCGUUUCCGUGCUGGUCUUGCUGCCAUGCCGCACCUGUAUUCCUGGCGGCAACUGGACCCUAACCUCUGGCAGUCCUGCUUCACGAGCCGCGGGCGCCCUAUCUGCUCGCGUUGUUCUCUCGUGCACCCAUCUCCAGCCCCGCAUUGCCCCUUUCGUGGAGGGCUCCCUCUUGCGCAGCACGCAGGCGGGAGCCAGUCAGCCACCAGCCCAGCUCCUCGUCACGAUGGCCGCCAGAUCUGCCGGAAUUACAACAACGGCGCCUGCACAUACCCGUCCUGCAUACGGGCCCAUGUCUGUCUGUCAUGCCGCGGCAAACACCCAAAGAAGACUUGCACCCGAGCGGCCUCUCAGUCUUCCCAGUGACGUCGUCACUCCAGUCAACGUGCCUCGGCUAACUGCACUGCUAGCUGCUCACCCUGAUGCCAUGUUUCGUGAUUAUGUAUGUGCUGGCAUGUUUAACGGCUUCUCGAUUGGUCACACCACUCCUCUGGUAUCAUGCAUUCAAUCUGUCAAUCAUCCGUCUAGUCUCUGCAAUAAACAAUUUGUCACCCUGUACCUACAGUCUUGUUGCGAUGCUGGGGAAACAGCUGGUCCGUUUGCUGAGCCGCCAUAUCAGCUGUUUCAAACCUCGGGUUUGGGCCUGAUCCCAAAAUCCAAUGGCAAAUUUCGCCUCAUCCAUGACCUAUCCUCCCCCACUGGCCGCAGUGUCAAUGAUGGUAUUUCCCGGGAGUCAUUCAGCUUGGAGUAUGACACUGUCGAUUCGGCUAUCUCCUAUAUCAUGAAGUUCGGCCGUGGUUGCUACCUGACCAAAGUGGACAUUCGAAACGCCUUCCGAUUAUGCCCUGUUGCCCCCUCUGACUGGCACUUGUUGGGUAUCUCUUGGGAUGGUCGUUACUAUUUCGAAAAAGUCCUCCCGUUCGGCCUUCGGUCAGCUCCGUACAUAUUUGACAAGUUUGCAUCUGCCCUUCAUUGGGUUCUGGAGGACACAUGCCGCCUUCCCCAUCUCAUUCAUUAUCUGGAUGACUUCCUGAAUGUAUCGCCUCCCAGUCUUCCUCUUGCCCAGCACCAGAAGUCACUACUGCUCGACCUGUUUGCAUAUUUACAGGUCCCAGUUGCACCUGAGAAGGUUGACGGCCCCUCUACGGUUCUCACCUUCCUGGGCUUAGAGCUGGACACAAUGGCUCUGGAGAUCCGCCUUCCACCCUCAAAGCUGACUAAGCUAUCUACCACCGUGUCGGCCCUCGUCCAAUCCGGCCGGGUUCAGAAACGCGACCUCGCCUCCGUAUUGGGCAAACUCUCGUUCGCGUCCAGAGCUGUACCAGCUGGUCGCACAUUCCUGAGACGCCUGUACGACCUGGACAGAGCAACUCGAUCAACACCAUUGCACCAAUGGCUACGCAUUUCGGCAUCGGCAAUGGCAGACCUGUUGUGGUGGGCAGAGGCCCUGACCAUAUGGAAUGGGAAGUCAUUCUUCCUGGUGGAUGAGUGGACGCCAGCCCCCGACAUGCAACUACAGACUGAUGCCAGCGGCACUCACGGUUAUGGUGCCUUCUACAACGGCCGGUGGCUGAGAGGAGAGUGGACAGCCCAGAACGAGAACGAGAACAUUGAGUUCAAAGAAAUGUAUGCUAUCAUAGUUGCCUGCGCGACCUGGGGUUCGGAGUGGAGCAGGCGACGCAUUCAGUUUCAGUGUGACAACAAGGCCGUGGUGGACUGUAUACGCUCCGGUACCUGCCGUUCACCGCCAGUCAUGACACUUAUCCGGGCAUUGUAUCUGCUGUGUAUUGAACAUGACUUCUUGGUGUCAGCUGUCCACAUUCCUGGUGUCACUAACACUGUCGCCGAUGCAUUGUCUCGCAAUUUGCUGCAGGUAUUCAGGCACCAGGCCCCGGAAGCAGCAGCCGAUCCAGAUCAGCCAGUCUUGCCAACUCUCCGUUGACAGACUCUGUGCUACAGCUAGCAGCACUGGCAAUAGCACCAUCCUCCCGCCGGACGUAUUCUACCGCCGAGACCCGCUACUUCCAGUUCUGCCAAGUGCAUGCCUGCAACCCAUUGCCGGGCGACGACUUUACUUUGUGCUAUUUUGCUGCCGAGUUGUUCAGGACUCUUCAGCCUCGAUCUGUCCGUGUCUACAUGUCGGCAAUCCGCAACCUUCAUGUGGAACUUGGCUUUGCUUACCCGUCGGGCCCAACAACUCUCCUCGCUAGGGUCCUGCGGGGCAUCGACAGGUCGUCAUCGACACAGCGUCAUCGUCUGCCGAUAACCACUCCACUUCUCAGGGAGAUCUGCCGGCAUGUUGCCGUUCCACGCAUGCGGCACCCUCACGACAAGGCCAUGCUAAGGGCAGCUUUUUCCUUGGCGUUUCAUGGGUUCUUCCGUUGUGGAGAACUGACUGCUGGCCUGAGGCGAUGUGAUGUGACGAUCAGUACUGACCAGCGGUCGUUAUCGGUAAACGUGCGCUCAUCUAAGACGGACCCCGACAGCACGGGCCACACAGUAUUGGUUGGAGCCAGCACGGACGCACUGAUCUGCCCAGUGCAGGCCAUGGCAAACUACCUGGCGUUUCGCCCCGGCGGCGACCAUCUGUUCACUUAUGCUAAUGGCCAGCCGCUUACAAGAAAUGCAGUGUCCUCUGAACUGCGCAACCUGCUGCCACUCUGUGGGGUCACGGACCCGAGUGCAUAUGCCAGUCACUCUUUCCGGAUUGGCGCCGCAACAUCAGCGGCCAUGGCAGGUGUCCCCGAACACAUCAUCCGUAUCAUGGGUAGAUGGCGCAGUGAUGCGGUCCACCGCUACAUCCGGGCUGCGACAGCUGACACCCUGCGAGUGUCACGUCAAUUAGCUGCAGUUCAAAACCAUCAAUGGUAGCUGCGGGUUAGUGACCACAUCAUGCCUGAACUGCUUAGCUUUAGCUUUACAUUGCUGCUGUCAGUACAGCACAAUACACCAGUCGUAUUUCAUUAUUACUCUCAUGCCAUAUUGGGGAUAUUGGGAACGGGCAGUCUAUCUCCGCAGCUGGCUCAUUUCAAUCACUACCGGUCGCAGCUCCUGCCCACGGCAGGCCGACCGUCUCUCGUUCACACUCUGUGUGCUCCAGGUCACAGCUCCUGCGCAGAGCAGGCCGACCUGUCUGUCUCUCUCUCACACACACUAUGUGUGCACCGGGUCACAGCUCCUGCGCAGAGCAGGCCGACCUGUCUUUCUCAUGCACGCCAGCUGCUCCGCCCAAUAUCCCUGAUAUGCCAACCAGAAAACAAUGUGUUCUGAGCUGGGUGCAUGCCUGUAUGUGGAGAGUGCGUUAAUGGUGGUUUAGCGUGUGCGCUAAGCCCUGUUAACGAACGUGGAACAUCUACCACUCAUACUUAGUCUGAUGAUCAUGCAUCUGAUUAUGAUGUCAUUGCUAUACAUGCGCAUGCGCAGCGCGCGCCACUCUCCCACGCAUGCAUUCCAAAUCUUGCUUUAGAGAGAGAGAAGGAGAAAAGAGAGACUCCUUUGUCACUUUUGCUUUCUGACGACUUGACUGUUCACUGGUUUGUCCGUCAGUGUCAAUUUCCCCUUCCCUCCCAACCCCAUUCGACUGGGGAUCACUAUCUCUCCGUCACUGUCACCAUAAUUUCCUCAAUAACAGUGUCAGUACAACUCUUGUCAAUAUACUUAUAUCGGGUGAGGGCAGUCUAUCUCCGCAGCUGGCUCAUUUCAAUCACUACCGGUCGCAGCUCCUGCCCACGGCAGGCCGACCGUCUCUCGUUCACACUCUGUGUGCUCCAGGUCACAGCUCCUGCGCAGAGCAGGCCGACCUGUCUGUCUCUCUCUCACACACACUAUGUGUGCACCGGGUCACAGCUCCUGCGCAGAGCAGGCCGACCUGUCUUUCUCAUGCACGCCAGCUGCUCCGCCCAAUAUCCCUGA
This is a messenger RNA of Sycon ciliatum, 4931 nucleotides long. RefSeq lists its product as uncharacterized. The record is from RefSeq and is a predicted model, not a curated record. Lineage: Eukaryota; Metazoa; Porifera; Calcarea; Leucosolenida; Sycettidae. Gene Ontology annotation, molecular function: nucleic acid binding. The transcript has 2 exons. Bases 1015 to 2961 code for a protein of 648 amino acids.